Macaca mulatta (Rhesus monkey) is the source of this 4799-nucleotide messenger RNA. Its product is annotated as olfactory receptor 2A1/2A42-like. The record is from RefSeq and is a predicted model, not a curated record. Gene Ontology annotation, molecular function: G protein-coupled receptor activity; olfactory receptor activity. Gene Ontology annotation, biological process: G protein-coupled receptor signaling pathway. NCBI's taxonomy places the organism in Eukaryota, Metazoa, Chordata, Mammalia, Primates, Cercopithecidae. Gene Ontology annotation, cellular component: membrane.
UACAGAAAAAGAACUGAGGUGAGAAGGGUGGUGUAAUAAAGUAGGAAAAUGAUGUAAUAAUUAAUAAUACCUUAAGUUUUCUUUUUAUAGGAUUUUUGUUUAAUGUAUACUUUUUUAUGUAUUUCUGCUUUUCCUCCCAAGGCACAUCUUCACAAUGAAAUCUUCACAAGCUCAGAACCAUCAACUUGUUACACUGUGCUCCUCCAGUGCCCAGUUCACAGGAAGCACUCAAGAGUAGGAUCAAUUGUUAUCAGCCUUUACCAGAUUAUUGAAUAGACAGUAGUUACAUGAAACUGACACUCAGUUCUUCAUGGCCCACGAUAGUUCUUAUAUCCAGAAAACUUACUUAGAUUAUCAACUAUGACUCCAUAAGACAACUUUGCGAAGUCUUGGCUCAUAACUAUGUAAGCAAUAAGAUAAGUCAGUUUUCAUUUCUCGCUUGUUACUUACAAGUAAAUAGCCCUGCAGCUCAGAUGAGCUACAGAUUAACUAUAGGUAAUCACUUUAGCGAUUCUGCUUUACCCAUGCCCAAAAUGUUAGAAAAGAACCGGACAGAUCAUUAAAUUUUGAGAUUUGCUUUUUAAAAUGCGGGUUCCAUAAAGUUAUGUUGUUUUGCUUAUAUAUAAAGAAGCAAAUGCCUUCUUAGAUACUUACUUUAAAAUUCUAGUUUCCUUACCAUGUAUUAACCAGAUAAUCUGUCAUUUUUUAAAUUCUGAAAUUGUACAUAUAUAAUGUACAUCUCUGUGCCUGAAAGCUACAUUUGGAAUUAGAAGGUGUGUCAAGGUAGAGCAAAAUCACCCAGUCCAUUCCUUCCAACUCCCUAGAAAUCUACUCUGUUUGGUUUCCUCUUGAUGGUCUUUAAUUAACAUUAAGUAUAUCACAUAGGUAUCAAAUAAAAUUUAAAAAAAGAUAAAAGAGAAGUGAUUCAAAAUUCAAGUGUUUAAACACUUUAUGAAUCCUCCCGUUGUUCUUGACACAUUUUUAAAAUUUCAUUUUAAUUCAGAUCAUUAGGGAUGAAAUUCUUCUGAACUGUAGCAUUUUAUUUCUUUUGGGAGGAAGGGGCUAAACUUGGCAUAAUUAUAUGAGACUAUACUAUAAAAGAAACCAGAUCUAAUAUAAGGACAUCAAUACUUAGUUAUUAAUUCAUUUGCUUAUAUUUAUGUAUAUGUCAUUUGACAAAUGUGUAUUAAUAUACACAAUUAAAGGGAUAUAAAAAUGAACAUGCCCCCUCUAUUUCUUUAAAAGAAAUCAAGACUGAAUCAAACAGGACUGCUGUUCUGAAAGAAUACGCAGACUAUCAGGUACCUUAUUUUCCUUCUUUUACACCUGUCUUUCAGUUGGCUUCAAAAAAUCACGGUUUUUACUGUGUUUCUUUUUUCCUUUAUGUCUUUCUUUUGAGGGAAAUGAAAAAUUGAGAAAGGAAAUUAUUGUUUUAUAAGUGGGUAGGUUUGUAUACAUCUUUCACAGUCAAAUAUUUUUCUAUGCCUUAUGAGUUUAAAAAAUAAAUUUAGAAAGUUUGAUAAACACGUGAAUUUUUUAUUUUAUGUUAUUUUAUGAGAUGAGGGCUUGCAAUGUUAUCCAGGCUGUCCUGGAACUCCUGGGCUCAAGCUAUCCUCCUGCUUCAGCCUCCCAAGUAGCUGGAACUACAGGUGCAUGUGACGGCGCCUACUGAGAAAUUUUUACUAUCAACCUAAAAUUUAGUAAGUUCUGGUCAAAUGUGAGGAAUGUUUAAUAUAUUAUUUAGAUUAUUUUUGUGUCAAGGUAACUUGAUCACCUAUCAAUAAUGCUUAUAAGAAAAUAGAUAUCUCAUCUGUUGCUGUUAGAAAGGAUCUGUCUCUUUCCGCAAUUCUUGCUUCAAUGAGGUUUCCUUGACCCAGAGUCUGGUCCUCACAUUUUAGAUUCAGCUUUAGGAAUUUUGUUCAGGAACUGCAUCACACUACCCAAAAUCAAAAGAGGAAAAUGCAUAAGCCAGAAUACCUAAACAUUCGUUUAUUUAAACUUCAAAAUGUAACUGCAAAAGGAGCCAAGAACUUUACUACUCAACACAUUUCUUCUUUGUAGAAAUAACUGCUCAAGAAGAUAAAUUAUUACCUAACAGUUAAUUGAUGAAUAUGAAAUCAGAGCAAGAGGGGCUAAUUAGAGAUUUUACUAGCUAGGGCUAUUUACCCAAACCAUCUAUCCAGACUGUAGACAUAGAAUCACCAGGUGACUAGGAUCCUGGGGCAGCUGGUUCCCUUUUUUCCUUACCCUGAAUGUCAUUAAGGAUGCAUUGCCAAAUGCUGCCCCUCUGGCCUGAUGACUACACUCCGUAUUGGUUACCUGCCUUCUUUUUCCUACAGUCUUUCUCCAGACAGGCAUACCAUACAACUGACUACACUUGGGCUCACUGAAUGAAUCACAUUCUUCUGCUCUGCCUCCCAGAGAUUUCAUCAAAGCACCGGCAGUGGCCUUCUGGAAGCUCCUCAAACUCUCCACUCACAUGUUUCCUGCAAGUGUAGUGUUUCUCACCUCUAGAUUGUUAUUCUCAUCAGUUACAUGUGAGUUUCACAAAUUUAUUUCUCAGAGUGCAGGUCUGUCUCUUACAUCCUUGGGAAACACUGCUUAAUAUCCCAACUGGUAUUGACAACAAUUAAACUAGGCACUGGCCAAAAACAGUGCCUUUCCUCACUUUAAUCUCAGUAAAGUAGAUAAGCCUCGAGUUAUUUUGUUAUUGCAAUGGCACUGACAAAUGUUUGCACCAAAAACCAUGUUGAAGUUCGUUAAGGAAACUGUGAUCCAAGAUUCAAGGUCAAGAAGACAAAUUCAUCGAUUCAGCACACCACCAAUUCACAGGCUAAGCAUCUUACUGUGAAUUCGUUGAUGCUGCCAUUUGUCAAGUGCCAAACUGAAUUACUGAUUUGUCAAUAAUUUCUUUCUGUUGGUUACUUACAUAGUAUAUUGCAAUUCUUGUUGCUGAAGUUAGCUACCCUUUUUCUAUUCGAAAAAUAAUUUCUUGCAUUUGGGAUUUCAGGUAUAGCGAUUGUUACAAAUAUGAAGGACUGAAUUAACAGCAAGUUUUCAAGUAAAACUUUACUUAUGUGUAACUGAAUGAGUUAUUGAAGACAUUUACUAACAAUUUUCCACAAACUAAAAAUUUAUAAAACAAUAAAUAAAAUAGACUUUUUAAAAAGUGUGUCACAUAGUUACUUGUUUGUUUGUUUGUGUGUUUGUUUAGUUUUUUCACUAGUGAAAUGGUGAAAAAUCAGACAACGGUCACAGAGUUCCUCCUGCUGGGAUUUCUCCUGGACCCAAGGAUUCAGAUGCUCCUCUUUGGGCUCUUCUCCCUGUUUUAUGUCUUCACCCUACUGGGGAAUGGGACUAUCCUGGGGCUCAUCUCACUGGACUCCAGACUCCACACCCCCAUGUACUUCUUCCUCUCACACCUGGCUGUCGUCAACAUCACCUAUGCCUGCAACACGGUGCCUCAGAUGCUGGUGAACCUCCUGCAUCCAGCCAAGCCCAUCUCUUUUGCUGGCUGCAUGAUGCAGACCUUUCUCUUUUUGAGUUUUGGACAUAGCGAAUGUCUCCUGCUGGUGGUGAUGUCCUAUGAUCGUUAUGUGGCCAUUUGCCACCCUCUCCAAUAUUCCGUCAUCAUGACCUGGAGAGUCUGCAUCACCCUGGCCAUCACUUCUUGGACAUGUGGCUCCCUCCUGGCUCUGGUCCAUGUGGUUCUCAUCCUAAGACUGCCCUUCUGUGGGCCUCAUGAAAUCAACCACUUCUUUUGUGAAAUCCUGUCUGUCCUCAGGCUGGCCUGUGCUGACACCUGGCUCAACCAAGUGGUCAUCUUUGCAGCCUGUGUGUUCAUCCUGGUGGGGCCGCUCUGCCUGGUGCUGGUCUCCUACUCGUGCAUUCUGGUGGCCAUCCUGAGGAUCCAGUCUGGGGAGGGCCGCAGAAAGGCCUUCUCCACCUGCUCUUCCCACCUCUGUGUGGUGGGACUCUUCUUUGGCAGUGCCAUCGUCAUGUACAUGGCCCCCAAGUCCCGCCAUCCUGAGGAGCUGCAGAAGGUCCUUUUUCUAUUUUACAGUUUUUUCAACCCAAUGCUGAACCCCCUGAUUUACAGCCUGAGGAACAUAGAGGUCAAGGGUGCCCUGAGAAGAGCACUGUGCAAGGAAAGUCAUUCCUAACAGGCUGUGACAUUUGAACUGCCAACCUCCGUUGUCACCUGCACUCUUGAUGCCCAAUUAUUGCAUCGAUCCAGAAAAGUUUAUUACUUUCUUUUUAUCUGUGCUUUACUGACAAAAGGGCAAGCCUUUUCUCUUUUUUUGCAGAUAAAAUUUUAGAUAUGUUGCAUUCAUUGGGUUUCUAUGAGACGUGGUUUUAUCAGAUGAUUUUUUCUUUUAUUUCACAAUUACUUUAAUAUCUGUAAACUAAAAAAUUAUUUUAAUUCAUUAUCCCAGUCCCAAAAGUUAAAUGCAGGCCACUUACUUCUUUAACCAAAUGAUACAGUUUGGCUCUGUGUUCCCACCCAAAUCUCAUGUCAAAUUGUAAUCCCUGUAAUCCCCACAUGUCAGGGGAGGGGCCUGGUGAGAGGUGAUUGGAUCAUGGGGAGGGAUUUCCCCCUUGCUGUUGUCCUUAUAGUGAAUGAGUUCUCACAAAAUCUGAUGGUUUAAAAGUGCAGCACUCCCCUCUUUGUUCUCUCUCUCCUGCUCUGCCAUGGUAAGACGUGCCUUGCUUCCCCUUUGGCUUCUACCAUGAUUGUAAGUUUCCUGAGGCCUCUCCAGCCAUGUGGAACUGUGAGUCAAUUACACCUCUUUUCUUUA